UUUUUUUAUGUUUUCCAUCUCCACCAUCCCCGGCAGAGACAACUUGUAUUAGGUUGUCUGUGUCACCGGCGUUUUCGUAGUUUAUUUCCAUAGAUGAUAGAAGGGAACUUCCUUAUUUCAAAAAAAGUGAACAGGAAGCAAAUAUUUCUUUUUGUGAAAGGGUUAUAUAGUAGAUCACAUUUAGAAAACCGUGUGUGAAACUAGUGAUAUUGACAUCCUUUUCAUUUAUUUAUUUCUGUUUUACAAAAUUAAUAAUGUAUGAUACUAGUUGGGACGAUGAUAGACCUACUCUAUCUGCAGAACCUAGAAAUGAAACAUAUUUAUCUCAGACAUACAGAAAUUCAAAUUUUUCCAAUAGAGGAAAUCAAAGAAGUAGCCGCGGCAGGGGCAGAGGCAGUAGAGUUAUUAACCGAGAACCGAAUCAGAACAAUUGGCGCGAUGAAAACCAUGAGAUUAUUAGAGUCCCUUCAAAAUUAGUGGGAAAAAUUAUAGGACGAGGUGGUAGUCAAAUUGAAGAAUUACAAACUCGUUCUUCUGCGAAAAUUCAAGUAACGAAGGAGACUGUUGAUGAUGAAACAAUAGUUAAAAUAUUUGGCAAUGAUAGUCAGAUAUUAAGAGCAAAAGAGCUUAUUAACGAAGUUAUAAAGGAAGAGCCAAGAAGGUCUGAAUCAGUAAAAACAGUAACACAAGCAAUUAAUACGACUAUAGAUAGUAAACCAUCUACUGGUCCAUUCAAUUGGUUCAAAUUUGUAAAGGAAUGUGAUGCUUUACAAGAUGAAGAAUGGAGCAAAGUCCCUCCCAUAAUAAAGAACUUUUAUGAAGAACAUCCUGAAGUUACAGCUAUGACAGAUGAGGAUGUUUCAGAGUUUCUCAAAAAUAGUAACAACAUAGUUGUUGACCGAACUUUUAAGACAGAAAACAGUAAGAAAAUACCUAAACCUGUAAUUACAUUUGAACAUGCUUUUCAUAAUUAUCCUGAAGUAUUAGAGGAAAUUCGUAAGGCUGGUUUUGAAAAACCUUCACCAAUCCAGAGCCAGGCUUGGCCUGUGUUACUAUCUGGUGAAGAUUUGAUUGGAAUAGCACAAACUGGGACAGGAAAAACUCUGGCCUUUCUACUUCCUGCACUAAUUCAUAUUGAUGGUCAGACUAUACCAAGGACAGAAAGGGGAGGACCAGCUGUUUUAAUAAUGGCACCUACCCGAGAACUGGCCUUACAAAUUGAUAAAGAGGUGAAAAAGUAUUAUUACAGAGGCAUAACUUCGGUAUGUGUAUAUGGAGGAGGUGAUAGAAAGCAGCAAGUUAGAGUGGUCACAGAGGGUGUAGAUAUAGUGAUUGCAACACCUGGGCGGAUGAACGAUUUAUGUGAAGCAGGUCAUUUAAAUGUAAAAUCUGUGACAUACGUGGUAUUGGACGAGGCCGAUCGUAUGCUCGACAUGGGCUUUGAACCGCAAAUUCGAAAGGUUAUGUAUUCUCUGCGGCCGACUAGGCAGAGCGUUAUGACCAGUGCCACCUGGCCUCCGGGCGUUAGAAGACUGGCACAAUCGUACAUGCACGAUCCGAUCCAAAUAUACGUCGGAUCUCUUGAUUUAGCCGCCACCCAUACCGUGACGCAAGUUAUUCGGAUGAUCGACGAAAAAGACAAGGAAACCGAGUUGAUGGAAUUCGCGCGGAAUUUGGGGCCUGAUGAAAAGUUAAUCGUUUUUUGCGGGACGAAAGCGCAGGCCGAUUACUUAUCUGUUGAGUUGUCAAUGAAUCGGAUUCCUUGUGCCGCCCUUCACGGCAACCGAGAUCAGUGCGAUCGAGAACGAGCGGUUGCAGAUAUCGGCGAUGGUACAGUUAAAAUACUCAUCGCCACGGAUCUCGCAUCUAGGGGAUUAGACAUUGACGACAUAACGCAUGUUCUAAACUACGAUUUUCCUAAAAACAUAGAAGAAUAUGUGCAUCGCGUUGGGAGGACUGGUCGCGCAGGUAAAACUGGAGAAUCCAUUAGUUACUUCACCAGAAAGGAUUGGGGCCAAGCCGCCGAACUUAUAAAAAUUUUGGAAGAAGCUGAUCAGUUUGUGCCUGAAGAACUGUACGAUAUGGCGAAUAGAUUUGAGGCGAUGAAAGAGAAAAGGGAGAAAGAGGGACAAUUUAUGAAUAACCGCGGUGGUGGCAGGAAGUUUGGAGGUCGAAGGUGGUAAUUCACUUUAAAUAGAAUGAUUUUCGAAUACCUUAAAGAAAUAAUAAAUUAUUUAACUUGGUCGGCAAAACUAACCGCAUUCAUUAUUCAAUAUUAAUAUUAAGUUUUAGUUUUUUAUAUAUUUUUUACUUUGUCAUCAAUUUGUAAAUAAAUUUCAGGUUCGCAAGACUUCCUUGUUAUGUUGUAAUCAAAUAUAAAAAUAAAGG
Messenger RNA from Cylas formicarius (sweet potato weevil), 2388 nucleotides. Its product is annotated as probable ATP-dependent RNA helicase DDX43. The transcript is spliced from 10 exons. The record is from RefSeq and is a predicted model, not a curated record. Gene Ontology annotation, molecular function: RNA helicase activity; ATP binding; RNA binding. NCBI's taxonomy places the organism in Eukaryota, Metazoa, Arthropoda, Insecta, Coleoptera, Brentidae. Bases 255 to 2183 code for a protein of 642 amino acids.